AUGGCAAGACGAGUAACAUUUUUGCUAUUCAACGAGACGGAGCAGAGUUACCAGGUCUGCAGUAACACUUCUGUUAUAGGACAUCCGUUCAAACUUGAGGAGAAAAUUGUUGACUUUCCAUUUAACACUACACAUAACGUAAAACAAAAUUCAAUAUUGAAGAAAUCAAGUAAAACAAUUGAAUAUAGGGAAGGAGUAAAUCCUACUUAUGCAACGAUAAGCCAAGACAAAACUCUUAAUCUUUCUGAAAAUUGUUCAACUUCAAAUUAUGGAAAGGAACCAUUGAAAUUAUUGUGCACCUGUUGUUCAUACGGUGAAUAUAAAAAUUUCAACAACACGAGCAACAGUCAAACAGAAUGCAGCGAUGAUGCCAUCAAUGAAAUCACAUUCACAUCUAACGAAGUGAGCAACAAAACUGAAUCUAGCUGCUCAUGGAACUCUUCAGCUGACACCACUGUAACAUUAGUUCCGUUCUUUUCUUCUACAAGUUCGGAAAUAUUUGAAAGCCUGCAAUACAUUGAUGACGACGAAGACGGAGGAAACGAUAAUAAUGAUCACCGUUGUGCAGAGCAAACAUCACAAAGCAUCUCAACCAACAGCAAUUUAUCGGAUCAUCGUAUCAGCCACACAAACGACACUAGAUCACCAAAGACAACUUCAACAUCAGCGGAUGCAGCCAGAAAUGAUUUGAGAAACUAUUUUACCGACGCUUCCAGGAUAACAAUUCAUUCCUCAAUUUUUCCAAGCAACAACACCUCGAACAUCAACUGCAACAACUCAACUGACAAUUGUUACGAAGUUAACUGCGACCCGCCUGGCUGCUUGAUUGAUAACAUCUGUACAUCUCACGAGUUACAUUUUAAAUGCCCUUGGUGUGCAGCUGUAAAAACUCUCCAGCCUGGACUUAAUUAUUACUACUUGUUGAAGCACAUCUUCAGCGAAGAUCAGCCAGAAAAAAUAAUAGAAAAACUGGAAACUUGCAUUUGUCCAACAGUUGCUGAUGGUAAUCAGGAAACCGACACAGAAGUGAAAAUCAAAAAUCCUCUGGCUAGAAGAGUGGCAAAAUCUCUCGUUAAUAAAUUUCGACGUUUGACACAGCAGAAUGUUGUAAAAGUGAAGGCUUCAUCAAAGCAAUGCGUUUUGUAA
Molecule: messenger RNA, 1146 nt
Organism: Helobdella robusta
Lineage: Eukaryota; Metazoa; Annelida; Clitellata; Rhynchobdellida; Glossiphoniidae
Exons: 2
Coding region: 1-1146 (381 amino acids)
Source: RefSeq, a predicted model, not a curated record